GAAAAUCAUCUCCAGUCUCCACCCCCGAGAAACGUUCAUAUGGCAGAUCUAAGAUGUACCACGACAAACCGUGGGCUCUUGACUGGGCUGGUGGUCUUCAUAGACCCGGUUGUGGAGCCGUUGUCUUCUUGAGCGACGACAACGGCAAGAGUUGGUACCCCUGCGGAGGGUUGGAGAGAUCGGAAGCGGGGAGGAUCGCUGUUGAUGGCAGGACGUUUAGGACCUUCUUCCUUAUGUCCGUGUCCGGCAGAGAUGGGAAAAAUUCGGUCAAGGAAGACAAGAAGGUGUCUCUUGACCUUCGACUCUUCCAAGGCUACGGAGUAAAGGCUUUCUCGAUGAAAGAGUUUGGCGUGCGGGGAAACGGGGCGGAGUUCCGAAUGCUACCAGCGGACCAGUUCUUGUUGAAAACCAAUGGCUACAGCGUGACUGGUUCCCUGCCUGUUGUCGACAACACUUUCAUGAUCAGCAGACAGUUGGUCCCGUUCAACAGCCCGACGGAUCAGUUAGCGACUUUCGUUAUGCAGUACAGGGAACAUUUCGCGAGACUGCCUGCUGCCCAGCGAGUUGACUGUGUUUUGGUGCCCUUCGCCGCGGUGUUCAAACGGCGCCAAGAUCAGCCUGCUAAGACAGUUGCGAGGAGGAAACAAGUGACAUCCGACACGCCUUCGUUGGAUGCGGUUGUCCAGGCUCUUCCCGCUCCGGUUCUUCCCUCUGUGAGACAAAGUCUCGAUGCGGCCGAGCAGUCCAGCGAGGCCACGGACUUGGACGACGGAGCUUUGGGCUAUCAGCCUCAUCCCCAGCGUCGUCCCCAUGGAGGUGAAGAUGCCUCCAACGACGAGGAAUGCGAGGGCCGAGAUGGAAAGGGUGGUGGUUGGGAGGGGGAGGACGGUGGUGACGGGGACGACGGUAACCAAGUCGAAGCUGAAGGUGAGGAGGAUGACAUGGACGAGGAGAGAGAUGAUGUUGAUGAGGAUGACACAUGCCGCGUUGGUGACGCGGUCGAUGUUCGUGGCCAGCCUUCGGGUUCCCGCGGAAUGUCACAGCCCUGUGACCAAGCGAUGGGUGGGAGAGAAGAACCUGGAUAAAGGGGAAAGAGAAAGAGGGGAGAAGCGUUGACCUCUCCUGCUGGUCGAACAAAACAGGCGAGGGCGGACGCCGUCAAUGAAGCUCGCGGAGCGUU
This is a messenger RNA of Chara braunii, 1180 nucleotides long. NCBI's taxonomy places the organism in Eukaryota, Viridiplantae, Streptophyta, Charophyceae, Charales, Characeae. The record is from the annotation of a GenBank genome assembly.